AAUAAAGGACAAUUAGAACAAGUGCACCUCACUCCAAUUCUUCAAAAAACCAUGAUUUAAUAUUCCUAAACCCAAAAGGCCCUUUUACAUAUACAUACUUUACAUUUCCCAUAUGCACCUAACACCAUAACAAACUCAUCUAAUCCCCACAAUCCUCACAUCAAACCAUAACCAAGCAUCAUAACUUCUCAUAUGGAUCCUCAAAGAAAAUUACAACCAAGAAUCCUUUAUUGGAUCUUAUUACUUGUUUGUGUUACUAACACUCUUCCAAUCAAAGCUUUGGAAUCAAGGAAGCUAGUUGAGAAGUGCACACCAUGUGGUGACAAUCCAAUAUCAUCACCACCUCCAAUAAUAUACAAUUCACCACCACCACCAGUUGUGUAUUAUCCAUCACCACCACCACCAUCUCCACCACCUCCAAUUGUAUACUACUCUCCACCACCACCUUCACCCAAGAAAUCACCCUCAUCAAAUUGUCCUCCACCACCAUCUUCGCCAUACAUAUACAUGACCGGACCGCCGGGGAACUUGUAUCCUGUUGAUGUGAAUUUCAGUGGAUCAGGAGCAACGCCAACCGGACGUGGAAGCUUUGCCGGAAUCUUGCCACUUUUGGUUUGUUUGUUGAGCUUUCUUGCCUUUUGGUGAUUAGUUUGAGAUUAAAAUACUCAACAAGUGAGUAGAAGAUAAUAUAUAUGAUAUAUAUGUAAGGUAAGGGGGAAGAGAAAUUAUAUUAGUGUUUAAUAUGUUCCAUAUGUGAUCCCAAUUUGUUGAUCAUGUAAUUUAUUUCCAUGUCUACUUUUUGCUUCUGUGUAGUUUCGUUGAUCCAAUAAAUUUUCUGUAUCAUAGAGAAAGUAAUAAAUUUAUGAAGUAUUUUCUUAA
Molecule: messenger RNA, 879 nt
Organism: Vicia villosa (hairy vetch)
Lineage: Eukaryota; Viridiplantae; Streptophyta; Magnoliopsida; Fabales; Fabaceae
Product: leucine-rich repeat extensin-like protein 6
Exons: 1
Coding region: 193-645 (150 amino acids)
Source: RefSeq, a predicted model, not a curated record